This is a messenger RNA of Rhopilema esculentum, 2904 nucleotides long. Lineage: Eukaryota; Metazoa; Cnidaria; Scyphozoa; Rhizostomeae; Rhizostomatidae. The record is from RefSeq and is a predicted model, not a curated record.
AGAUUUAAACAAUAUAAUUACAAUCACAUCAUAUAUUUUGUAUAAUAGACUUUUGUCCCAUAUAGCAGGGCAUACAAAAGUGUCGGGUGACGCUACGUAAAACCACAGCAAUUUAUUUUGUUUCCAUUGGGUAUAUAGCUUGUCCUUUAUCGCAAUUAAUUUCUACUUGUGACACGUAGUCGCUUCACCGAAUCUCGUCGCUAAAUAACACACCGAGAUGAUAAUUCACUCGAAAAAUACGAUCAACCAUAUAAUGACAACGCACGAUAGCAGCCUACGCUUCAAAAGGGCAACAGCCACCGAUUUGGAGGGAAUUGCAUCUAUAUCUGUUGGAAUUUAUGAAGGUUCCGAUUAUGUUGUCCACCAAUUUCCGAAAUGGCUAAACGACGAUAGAUGGCAUCUUUUUAUUGCAGAAACAGCAAAUGGGAAGCUGGUUGGGUUCACGUCAUUGAAUAUCACUGACAAUGGAAGAAGUGCCAUCAUUAGAUCCUCUAGGGUUGACAUUGCAUAUCGAGGAAGAGGAGUGUACAGAAGUUUGCUUGAUUUUACAUUGAGAUCAGUCAGAGAGUUGCUUCCAAAUCUAAACAAUAUCUUGCAAUACAGGACUAAUAAAUUAGAUAAUUAUGAAUGUUUGGCCAAGGUUACCAAAUUGACAUUAGCGUGUAAGUUGACUACAAAAGAACAUUUAGUCAGCAAACUACAAGAAGGAGCACAAUUCACAACAUGGCAAGAGUUUCAGGAUCUGUACAGCCAAAGCCAAUUGAUAAGAAACAUGUUUCCUUCUGACUACCUUCGAGUAAACGCUGAGCUGUUCAACCUUAGCAUAAGCAUGAACUGGGAGUAUCUGAAAACCAGGGAUGAGCUUUUACUUUUAAUGACGAGAAAGCAAAGUGCCACUGGGUACAAGUUAGCAGCAUUCUCGGUGUGGGAUACUGCCAUAAAAACUACAAAUCAAGGAGAGAAAUACUUUGGUGUGGAUUUCUAUGGGGCUGACCCUGAAUCGAUCUUGGACCAUGUUCUUCGAGGGAUGCAGGUUGUUUUUGACAAAAUUGGUGGAACUUUCAAUUUUAGUUUCUGGACAACAGAAGAAAAUGAAGGCUACUGCCAUAAAUUGUUUCAAGAAUUACCUUUUUGUAGAAUUAUAGAAAGUUUUCCGUUACGGUUUUUGAAAAGGGACCUGACGAUCCAAGUAAAGGACUGAAACUACUGCAUUUGUCUGUUUUGUCAAGUAAUGAAAAAACUUAAUUAGGGUAAAAAGAUACUGCUGGCAUAAUGUAGGCUUAUAUAUGGUCCUUAGGAUUGCUCACUUGAAUAGGAGCCAGUUGGCAUUUUGUCAUUUAAAAUUUUCGUUCAUUGUAGCCCCGUAGGUUAUUUGAAAUGUGGUUUACAGGGAGCUCUGCUAAAAGCUGACAAUUCAAUGACAUGUGGACAAUAGCAACCAAUUAUGAAUUUUCGAGAAUAGGCAUUUAAUCCAACGUCAAUAGAUAGUGAGAUCAAUAAAAAAUUUAGGAACACUAGAUUCUGAAUAAAUUUAGUAAUAUGUAAUAGAAAUUACUGUUUACCGGUCUGUCAUUAAGUGCUCGAUGCCGUUCAGGCAGAGCUGUACCAGCAAUUUGGAGUUAAGUUGCUAAUCUGAGUUCAACGUUUAAUGCGACCAUCAGGCAAAUUUUAGGAAUAUUUAUCUGAUUUCAAAUUUCAUUAAAUGUUACAAGCAUAAAGUAUAUCGUUUUCUUUUAAAUAUAUAAAUAUUUUAAUAUUUAAAAAUUUAAAUUUUGAAUAUUGUGGAAUUGAACUCGUUUAGUAGAAAAAUCCAGAUUGCUGCUCAUAUUUAUGCUACACAGUUUUGACCAUGCUUAGUACUACGUUUUGUGGCUCCACUUUGAAUAGCGUUUUCGAAUGAUAUACGGUUUGGUAUCAAAUGAAGUCAAAUUAUUCUGUUUUCAAGCGUACUAAGGGGAUAGCAAAAUCAAAAACGGAUUCAUUCGACUCCGUUUUAGUAUGAAAACAUAGCAGAAUCGGCUUUAGAAGAAACAAUGUGCCAUGUGCCCUUUUGUGCUCAAGUUCUUUAUAGCUAAUUGUGUCUGAUUGAGGAGAACCACGUAAGAAAAUUCUAACCUUUAACAUAUUUAUCGAAAAGAGAUGCAUAUCUAAACGUGUUAGAAGAAAGCAUUGGCCUUGAUACGUCAGGUUUCCGAACUUUGUGGACCGUUCAUUUUACACCUCACCUCAUGCUGGUGUGCUCUUACGUUGUUCUUAUUUCUCUCCAUGUUCUUAUAAAGUUAAAGAAAGAAAGUGUAUUUGGUCAACACUAUCAUUUUAGAUUUCACAUUAUUUAGAACAUAAAAACUGAAAAGUGAUUUUUAAGCAGAUAAUUCUUUUAUGCAGAAAACAAUUCAUUUUCCUUUCUUCCAAUCAGGUUGAUUCAUGGUCGCUUUUGAAAAUGUUCGCAUUACUUUAAUCUAAAGUACAGUUGGCUACCUAUGAUUAACCCCAGACCACACUAAGGGGCUCAGUACGCCCGUAGAAUUUCCAGUUUCAUUGGGGGACUACCUAAGGCAUUGCUGAAAACUGGAAAUAAUUUCGCUUCAUUGUUGUCACAGCAACUUCACAAUAUUGAAAAAACACCCGAAUCUAUGAAAACCCCAGAUCAUAGCUUUUGUUCAGGAGACGAAACUAUCAGUCCUUUGUUUCGAAACAAUACAGUUGGUCUGGACCUAUUUGACUCCAGGGUCAUAUCGGUCCUGGGAGGGUCAUGUUAGUCUGGGCAAGAAAAAAGAACUCGAGGCUGUUGUAGCGGUUAUCAUGGCACCAAAGGCGCUUAUUGUUUUUUUCGCGGGCAAUGUGAAUGAAUGUUUUCCGAUUAACCAAUGAAACGAAUCGAAAGCCGCGUUAAUCAUGACGAAG